AUGAUCACGCCAGCGGGUAAGAGUUCGGAUGAUGUUCCUGAGAUCGAAUGGUGGGACUCGAUUGUGUUGGAAAGUGAUAGGUAUGUGUAUUUGACUGCCAAAGAGCGGAAGAAAAUUCGACGGCAAAAUCGUAAAGAAAUGCAAAAGGAACGAACCGAAAUGAUUAGAAUUGGAUUAGCUAAAGCGCCAGCACCAAAGGUCAAAAUCUCCAAUCUCAUGCGGGUCUUAGGAAGUGAUGCCAUACAAGAUCCCACUAAAAUGGAAGCGCAUGUCAGGAAACAGAUGGCAGAUCGUUUGAAGAAGCAUCAACAGGCUAAUUUGGAACGAAAACUGACAGAUGAACAAAAAGCUCUAAAAAAGACGAAGAAGAUCGCUGAAGACACUUCUCUUGCUGUGAACGUGGCCGUGUACAGGAUCAAAUCGUUGCUACAUCCUGCCAAGAAAUUCAAAGUUGAGAUGAACGCAAAGCAGCUGCAAAUGACCGGUGUCAUCUUGUUACAUAAAAAUAUCAAUCUCGUCGUUGUUGAAGGCGGACCCAAGCAGCAGAAGUUUUACAAAAAUCUUAUGCUGAAUAGGAUAAAAUGGGAGGAUGAGGUGAUCGGUCAAAAGAAAGAUGCAGAUAAAGAUGCUCCUGGAGAG
Cylicostephanus goldi is the source of this 639-nucleotide messenger RNA. NCBI's taxonomy places the organism in Eukaryota, Metazoa, Nematoda, Chromadorea, Rhabditida, Strongylidae. The record is from the annotation of a GenBank genome assembly.